Messenger RNA from Strongylus vulgaris, 225 nucleotides. NCBI's taxonomy places the organism in Eukaryota, Metazoa, Nematoda, Chromadorea, Rhabditida, Strongylidae. The record is from the annotation of a GenBank genome assembly.
AUGGUACUACUACCCGAGAUCCGUCAAUGUGGAUUGGUUGAAUGGACAGGUUGGAACACUACAUCUCAAAGCGCUCUUGUGCUAUUUUCCUACUACCUAUUUCAGCUAGCUUGGGGUGCUCAUUGGGCAGUACCAGCUGCGUCUGUUGGUGGAACCGACGGCUUCAGUGCCGUUCAUUUUCCUACUGUGGGAACCUUCCUCAACAUUCCAGACGACUACGAUUGA